Chanos chanos (milkfish) is the source of this 1092-nucleotide messenger RNA. RefSeq names its product mitogen-activated protein kinase 13 (gene mapk13). The record is from RefSeq and is a predicted model, not a curated record. Gene Ontology annotation, molecular function: MAP kinase activity; ATP binding. The coding region runs from base 1 to 1092 and encodes 363 amino acids. Lineage: Eukaryota; Metazoa; Chordata; Actinopteri; Gonorynchiformes; Chanidae. Gene Ontology annotation, biological process: protein phosphorylation. The transcript has 12 exons.
AUGGAGUCACAUACGGAAUUUUAUCGUGAGGAGAUCAAUAGCACGGUAUGGGAGGUACCGGAGAAAUACCUGUGUUUGAAGCAAAUUGGAACGGGAGCUUAUGGUACUGUCUGCUCAGCGAUUAAUGAUAAAACCAAAGAAAAAGUGGCCAUCAAGAAGCUCCACCGUCCAUUUCAGUCCGAGAUCUUCGCAAAGAGAGCCUACAGGGAGCUGUGUUUGCUUAAGCACAUGAAACAUGAGAAUGUGAUAGGAUUGCUGGAUGUGUUCACUCCUGCCACUCGGUUGGAGGAAUUCCAGGACUUCUAUCUGGUCAUGCCAUACAUGUACACUGACCUCUCGAAAGUACGAGGACUUCUCUCAGAGGAUCGAAUACAGUUCCUGGUUUAUCAGAUGCUCUGUGGACUUAAGUAUAUUCACAGUGCCGGCAUUAUCCACAGGGACCUCAAACCUGGUAAUUUAGCUGUAAAUCAAGACUGUGAGUUGAAGAUCUUGGACUUUGGCCUGGCUCGGCAUGCGGAGGCAGAGAUGACAGGCUAUGUCGUGACUCGUUGGUACCGAGCCCCUGAGGUCAUUCUGAAUUGGAUGCACUACACCCAGACUGUGGAUAUCUGGUCUGUCGGAUGCAUUAUGGGAGAGAUGAUGAGCGGGAAGACACUGUUCAAAGGGAAAGACUACAUGGAUCAGCUGACUCAGAUAAUGAAAGUAACUGGAGUACCAGGCCCGGAAUUUAUCGAGAAACUGGAAAGCCAAGAGGCAAAAAACUAUGUCAGCUCUCUCCCUCCGUACCCUCGUAAAGACUUUUCUACGCUGUUUCCUAGAGCUAGUGCAAGAGCGGUGGACCUUUUGGAGAAGAUGCUGGUUAUAGACCCUGAUGCUCGGCUAACGGCAGAUGGGGCGCUGGCACACAGUUACUUUGAUGGCCUGAGGGACCCGGAGGACUGCCCCGAACCACUCCCAUACGAUGACAGUCACGACAAUGCCACGCUACCCCUGGAGGAGUGGAAGAGAUUGUCAUACAAAGAAGUGAAGAGCUUUGUUCCAUUCCCAAGAAGAGACUCAAAGAGACGAAACACACUGACAAUGUCCCAGUGA